This is a messenger RNA of Acanthochromis polyacanthus (spiny chromis), 8153 nucleotides long. Its product is annotated as growth factor receptor-bound protein 10-like. Gene Ontology annotation, biological process: insulin receptor signaling pathway; negative regulation of Wnt signaling pathway; negative regulation of insulin receptor signaling pathway. Lineage: Eukaryota; Metazoa; Chordata; Actinopteri; Pomacentridae. The coding region runs from base 385 to 2193 and encodes 602 amino acids. The transcript is spliced from 17 exons. The record is from RefSeq and is a predicted model, not a curated record. Gene Ontology annotation, molecular function: insulin receptor binding.
GUGUGUGCGCGUGUGGAGCGAGCGAGGCGAGUCAGCUGGUGGAAAAGUGCAGAGAGCGGUGGAUGCGUGCGUGUGUUUGGCCGCGUGAGUGUGCGUUUGUGUGUGUGUGUGUAUGAGUGUGUUUGUCUCGUGUGCAAGGAGAGCAGUUGGUGGGGGAACAAGGUGAAGACAACAGAGCAGCGGACAGUUUUUUUGUUUUGUUUUUGGUUGGGGGGGUAGAAGCAGCAGUUUGUGUGGAGAUCCAGACGAGGACAGUCGAAGCGCGCCGGGUGCUGCUCCGCCGCGCGUCCUGGACACGAUCCGGAGCUGCGUCCUGCCCUUUCAUUACCGGAGCUGAUGAGACCAGAGGGUCAUUCCCUGCAGAGGCAACACUGAGGAAACAUCAUGGCCUUAGCGGGAUGCCCUGACUACUUCUUACGUCACUCAAACUACCAGGAAAGGAUGGAGCGCUCUUCCUCUCGCAGGCCUGAGGAGCUGAUCGUUCCAGGCUUUCAACGUUCAGCAAAUCAGAAUUUGCCACAUCACCAUGACGACGAUGUGGACCUGGAGCAGCUGGUGAAUGACAUGAACUCCUCCAUGGAGAGCGUUUACUCCACACAGGCGGACACAGCCCUUCUCCUAAACAACGGCCACGCUCCUCACAACCACCACCCCCACCAGGUGCAGGCUGCCUACCUGGGCCACAACCAGGCUCACCGUCGUCACACCCCGCCCCUGCAUCCUUCUUCCCCCUCCAGGGAAAGGCUGAGGCACUCUCAGCCCAUGCACAUCCAGGCUGUCAGGUGCCUGAGGGAAGCGCAGCAUCUGCGUCCAGCCUCCCUGCCCGCCAUCCCCAAUCCUUUCCCUGAGCUCUGCAGCCCAGCAGGAUCCCCCAUUCUCAGCCCCAUUCAGACCUCCGAGAACCACAUAGUGAAGGUGUGGAGCGAGGAUGGGGCCGGUAAAGUGGUGGAGAUUCCUGCCGACAUGACGGCCAGAGACGUGUGCCAGCUGCUGGUCUACAAGAGCCACUGUCUGGACGACAACGCCUGGACGCUGGUGGAGCACCACCCCAUCCUCGGCCUCGAGAGAUGUCUGGAGGACCACGAGCUGGUGGUUCAGGUUCAAGCCUCCAUGAGCAGCGACAGUAAAUUCCUCUUCAGGAAGAACUAUGCCAAAUAUGAAUUCUUCAGGAACCCCCUGAACUUUUUUCCAGAGCAGAUGGUGGCUUGGUGUCAGGAGUCUGAUGGCUCGAUCCCUCAGUCACAGCUCUUACAGAACUUUCUGAACUCGAGCAGCUGUCCAGAGAUCCAGGGCUAUUUGUCUGUGAAGGAGCCUGGACGCAAGUCCUGGAAGAAGCUCUACAUGUUCCUGCGGCGCUCGGGUCUCUAUUAUUCUACUAAAGGAACAUCCAAGGAGCCCAGACACCUGCAGCUGCUGUCAGAUCUGGAGGAUAGUAACAUCUUCACCAUCAUCACGGGCAGAAAACUUCACAACGCCCCCACAGACUACCAGUUCUGUAUCAAGCCCAGUAAAGUGAGGAGUGACUGUAAGGAACUGAAGAUGCUGUGUGCCGAGGACGAACAGAGCAGGACCUGCUGGAUGACCGCUUUCAGACUGUUCAAAUAUGGGAUUGUUCUGUAUCAGAGCUACAACGUCCCCCAGCAGAGGAAGUCGAACCUCUCGCCUUUCUCUGCGCCUGUGCGGAGUGUAUCUGAGAACUCGCUGGUUGCCAUGGACUUCUCCGGACGGACUGGACGCGUCAUCGACAACCCAGUGGAGGCCCAGAGCGCCGCACUGGAGGAGGGACAGACCUGGAGGAAAAGGAGCCAGCGUAUGAAUGUCCUGGGCAGUCCCAGCCCCCUGCAUCCAUCGUCUCUGAGCACAGUGAUCCACAGGACACAGGUGUGGUUUCAUGGUCGCAUCAUGAGAGAGGAAGCCCACAAAAUGAUCAUACAACAAGGGCAAGUCGACGGGUUAUUCCUGUUACGGGACAGUCAGAGUAAUCCCAAGGCAUUUGUGCUCACCUUGUGCCACCACCAGAAGAUCAAGCACUUCCAGAUCCUACCGUGUGAAGAGGACGGUCAGGUGUUCUUCAGCCUCGACGACGGCGCCACCAAGUUCACCGACCUGAUCCACCUGGUGGAGUUCUACCAGCUCAACAGAGGAGUGCUGCCCUGCAAGCUCAAACACCCAUGCACCGCUGUGGCCUUGUGACACUCCACCCACCCGACACCACCCCAUUUUUUGCACACCUCUCACCCUGAGAUCCCCCUCCCUCCCCCUUCGCCCCUCCCUCACCAACACAACGGGGUUGAGGAGAUAGAGAGAAGUUACGUCAUGUUUCGGGGGACGCCGCCAACUCAGUAGGAGCCGGCGUUGGGGGUUUCACGUCCCCGGCGCCCUUUUUUCUCGGCCUUCCUGCUGUUUGGAUGCGUGAACCGCUGCGAGAGUCCAAGUGUUGCAGAUUGUGGUCAGCAGUUGCCCAACUCCUGCGAUGUUGUCAUGGAGACUCUUGUUGUUUUGUUGUUGCCGUUCUGACCCCGGAGAAAGAUCAAGCUCUGUGAAAACACACACAACAGCUACAGUAACGUCUUUCCAGCAGGAGCGCUGCGGGUCUCUUGGAUGGAUCCCUCCCUCAGAGCCCCUCACCCCUCACCCCCUCCACCGACCUCCCCCAUCCUCCAGGCCUGAUAAGCUGUGGUGCCCGCCCCACCCUCGCUCCCUCGCUACCGAGGCGAGCAGGGAGCGCCACCCCUCUGACUUCCUCAUUGAUCAUCAGGGAUGGACGGGAACCUCUCUGGCUCUUUAUCAAACCCGAUCCAGGAGUUUUCUCAACCUGUGCAGUCCAGUCUGGAUAAGCUGACACCCUGCCCCCUCCUCUUUCCCUCCCUCCCCAGACAACACCUUCGCGGGGCUUGAAAUGGCGUCUCUGCUGCCACCCACGACCCCCUCUGGUGCCACCCUCCCCCCGAUCCCGCCUCCACACAAGCUCAGAGAAAAGUCGGGAGAGAAAAGAUCGAAGCUAAAGGCAAGACGAGCAGAGCAGUGGCGAGGGUUUGCUGAAAGGACAGAGGAAUGUUCAUCAGGAAGGCUGUCACAGGCCUGUCUUGUAGAGUUGAUUACUUGAUGUCAUUUUAAUGCUGUUUUAUUACUGUUGAUUCAAUGCAGAACUAGUUUUGCACUCCUGGGCGGACAGACGACAGCUCUCUAGCUAAAUGAAGCUGCCUCCUCUUCCUCCUCCACUCCCCUUCUGAAAAGCAUGCAUGUGAAUUUCCACCAGCUCCGAUUGGAUUUACAGUGGCGUGGGAGCAAAGAGUCACAGCUGAUUAUGCAGUGCCUUUCAGAAAGGUUUAGGAACAUGUUGGACCUCCGUGCGUCUCGUACCAACAAGACCGCGCUACCAUGAAUAACAAAUGUGCUCUUGAACCAGCUGCCGCAUCUCAAGACUGCGAGGAAGAGGAGGAAGACUGUUAAAUAGACUCCUGAAAAGUGUGUCCACCCCCAAGCUUCUACCAUUUCAGUCAUUUUGUUGUUGAAAUUGAAAGGGUUAUAUCUGUCAGUGAAUUUGUCUUUGAAUGUCAUUUUCUUUUCCUAAGUCUGUUCUGAGCUCACUGCUUGCACGUGUUAAUCAUCCUGAUUUGUUAUCGAUGGGUUGGAGCUGUCACGUUCGGAUUCUGACCACUGUUCCCUCAUACAAAGCAACAAAAGCACUCUCAUGACUUUUUUUUAAAAUAAUGAAUUUGAACAAAAGACUUGAAACGUGACGUCAGUUGACUGUGCAUCAACACACAGUUGAAUGAGCUUCACUCGCCUUAAGUGAAAAAAGAUGAGCCUUGUGUAUGAAAUUGAAACGAUGUUAAAAUGCACAUACAGCAACAAGUUUGGGAUUUUAAGAGGAUGAAAUACCAUUAAGAAUGAUUAUAUGAAGAAUUAUGUGGAGGAAUGGUGUGAGAUUUGCUCUCUUGUCGAGAAAAUAGAUGCUCCUUUCAGAGCGGUUAGCUAAAAACGAAGCUACUGUGAGCUAAACUAGUUAGCCCUUCUCUGCCUGAAGGUAACAAGAUCUGCCAGCCAGUUUCUCUAAGGCCAGUUUAAAGCCUUAGCUGAACGGAUAUUACGGGCACAUAGUUGUGUUGCGCAGCAAAAACUCAAAAUCUUACCAAGUCUAUUUGUCUUAUUUUUAGUGAAAAUGCCUCAUCCCACUUGAUUUAACAUAAAUUCUCUUAACAAGUGACAUUUCAGCAAGAUGGAGGGACUAGUUUUAAGAAAAUGCAUCUUGAGUUUCUUUUUAAGUCAAGCAAUCUUAAAAUUAUCUUGUUUUGAGUUGAAUUUUACAGGAAAACUGAAAAUAGGUUUAAUCCUCGUGUUGUCUUCCGGGCCAAAUUGAUUCAUUUUAAAGUUUGAAAAUGUGGAGUGAAACUUCUGACGUCCACAUUUUCAACAUUUUUGGGAAAUCUCUGAACAUUUUUUUGGUGGAAAAAAAUGUUUAACAUGUUUCUUAAGAACAUUCACAAAAAAUGGAUUUUUAUGUGAAUGUUCCUAAGAAAAUAUUAGAAGUUUUACUGAUAUAUAUGUAAUCACUUUAGAUAUUUAGGAUUUUUUUUGAAGAUUUUUACUAAUUUUUAAAAAAUAUUUACAAGAAUUUUCUUGCCGCUUCUAAUAUUUUCUUAAGAACAUUCACAAAAAAUGUUUUUGGGAAUGUGAUUUUUUUGUGAAUGUUCUUAAGAAACAUUUUUAACAUUUUUUUUCCACCAAAAAAUGUUCAAAGAUUUCCCAAAAUGUUGAAAAUGUGGACAUUUUUUUUUCUCCACAUUUUCAAACUUUAAAACGGAUCAAUUUUGACCCACAGGACGACACGAGGGUUAAACUUAUUUUGAGUUUUCCUGUAAAAUUCAACUCAAAACAAGAGCAUUUCAAGAUUGUUUGACUUAACAAAAUAUUUAAGAUGCAUUGUCUUAAAACAAGUCCCUCCAUCUUGCUGAAAUGUCACUUGUUAAGAGAAUGUAUCUUAAAUUAAGUGGGAUGAGACAUUUUCGCUAAAGAUAAGACAAAUAGACUUGGUAAGAUUUUGAGUUUUUGCAGUGCAUCGCCAAAGCCCUACACAUGCUACUGCUCUCGUAGACGCCACCGCUAAGGUUUGCCUGCAGCAUAAGAUUUAUGUCAUAGUCCAUGGAGGAAUCCACAGACAAACAGUAUAAAACUGAUUUUGUAGUGUCUGCAGGGGUCCAUGUGGCGUAAAUUUAGUCAUCUGCCGGACAUUUCCAUGGACGUAGUCCAUAUGAUUUAGACCAAGAUGUCUUUAAUCCAGAACUUUAUUGCAUCAUCAAUAACCAGACAUAAAGACAUCACAGCGGUGUCAGUCUUCUCAUCUAAUUCUCAGCAAGAGAGCAAAUAAGUGUUUUCCAAAUAAUGUCAAUCUCUUUCUUAAAAGUAAAAGUUCACUUGAAUUAGAAAACAGGUACUGGUGAUAUAAUCUCACAUCGGGCUGAAGUGUGACGUCAUGUCCAGAUAUUUCCAUCAGCAGCCUGGGAGUUUUUUAGCAUCAGUGGUGUCAGUCCCUCACAGUUAAGCAUUAAGGGCUUCUUUUAUAAAAACUGAACUGAACAGUCAUGCAGCAAGAAAUCAAUCAAAACAGAGGUAGAGGAGAACAAAACUGCUUAUAUGUUGCAUUUUCAGAAAUCCAGUGUUGAAAUUUGUUUAGAAGUUGAUUAACGAGUUCUCAAAUGGGAGGAUGUGCUACUUUUUAUCUUUUAGCAAGCCGAAUGUCUGGUUUUUGGACUGUUGGUUGGAUGAAAAAAAGCAAUUUUAAGAUAUUUUUGGCUCUAUAAAACUGUAAUUGUAUAGACCAAAUUAUUCAUCAGUUAACCAAAAUGUUUUAAACUAGUCGAUGCUGAAAAUAAUCAAUAGUUGCACCCCUGAAUAGUAUGACUUGCAUGCUGAAUAUUCUGCGUCCACAAACAACUCGAUAAUGCGUCUCUGAAAGCGUUCUGGGAAGUGAAUUGAAAAGAAGACAGAGCAGGUUAUGCUCGGAGAAGUCGCUCCACCAACGAAGCAGACUGAUGCUAAAGUGGUGUGUUUUUACCGUUUUAUUGUGUGUAGGAGAAAACACCAAACUCUGGCGGCCCCCAGUGGUAACAAAAGACACUGUAGCGUACACACUAAGACCGAGUGGGACACAAGCAGCACAUAGACGACAGCAACUUUCACCAGGUUGGGCUCAGUUUUUGUUUUUACACAGAAAUAAGAUUGCUAUUAGAAACGCAUCCCCAGAUAAAUUCUGCUCAAAGAAGCUUUAAUGGAGGUGAUUUUUUUUUUCCCCAAAUGACCAUACUACAGAGCAAGAAUAAAGAGGCCUCCUGUCCUCAGCUUAACCUUCUACAUCCUGUGCCAGAUUGUGAGUGAGCAGGGUUACCACGGGGACACCGGACUCCCCGCCAGGCCAACUAAACUCUGUCUAAGUGCUGUCAUUGACACACAGGCCACUGCCGCCACCGGUAAACCGAUCACGUGGCUUUAACCGACUCACCAGCUCUGCGCUCCACCAAUCGGGCCUUCCCAGUCGGUCAGGGCAGACUCUCUCCAGGGAUUGGAUAAUGCUUGAACCCCCCGCCCCCCUCUCCCACCUGUGUCCAGCCUGUAAGCUAUGACCCUGUGGUGAAUAUGUGUGUGUUUAUGUGUGUGUGUGUGGACGGCCAGACUGUUAUAUUCACUCUUCAGGAUUGCUAACUCUGCUGGUUAUCAUACUUUGCCUUUUUAGAGACAGUAAGAGGAAGGUUUGCUUGUCUGUUGGGUAAAGUCGAAACAGGAGUUUGGCUGGAGGCAUCCCAGCGUUCCCAGUCCUCAGCCGGGGUUCUUUCCUGUCUGUCAGAGCGGGACGCCAAGCCACGGCCGCUACGUAUCAGCGGGGACGAGUCACCGUCCUCUCCUCCUCCCUCCAUUUUUAAUCACUGUGCUCCAAUGCAAUCCUUUACACGAGUCCAAUUCUAUGAAUAUACCAGUAUAAAGUACCAUUUGUUUUCUAAGUAUGUGAAGCUACGAGGAAGAUGUAGAUCUAACACUGUACCUAGGUCACAGAUCACUAUGUAUGGGGUGUUAUGCUUUUGCUCAUAACUCCAUGUAAAAUGAAGAAUGAUUUAUUUUGUCCUCUUUUUCAUUUUUUUUUGAUUGUGUGUAUGUUGACAUUAUUGUGUAUUUUCUUUGGUUUGCCACAAAAUGACCUUUUAUAUAUAUAUAAAAAAGAAUAUACCACAGUAUAUACAGUAUUAAAUUAAACCUUUUUUUAUUUUAAAAGAUCAAACUGGAUUUUUGACAUGUGUCAAAUUUCUGAACAUCAGUUGUGUGUAUAAGCUGACAGUCUGUCAGAGUCCUCAACUCUGUCAGCAUCUAAUCUGAUGCCAUUCUGGUUUCAAACCACAUCUUUUGAAUAUCCCCUCUCUGUUUCCACUCAUUUACUUUUCCGUUUCUAGAAACACUCCAGUAAAUGUUUGGAUGUUAAUCUUACAUGCACACACACAACAGUGUUUUGUUUUCUUUCUUUUUUUUGCAUCAAGAGCACAAACACUAACACUUAACCCGUGGGGAUAUUCUUAGCAGCUUUUGUACACCUUUUCGUCACAAGUAGUGCAAUUAUACGCUGUAGCUCAAGAGGAUUGUGCAUUUCAUUAUGUCCAUUUACUCUGAUUUUAAGGUGCAUAACAAAGUUUGUUUUUAUUCUCUUUCUUAAUUAAGUCUUGCAGCAGGUGCCUCUUUAUAAACCGUAACAAGUCCUUAGUUGCCAUCCGUCCACUCACAGCGUUCAUUUCCAGUCACAGCUGACUGGAAAUGUAACCAUACUGGAACUAAACCUAGUGUUGUCAGGUCAACAUCACGUACAAGUCCCAUCUAGUUUGAUGACUUACAGUGUAAGUGCAAGUGAAACUAACGUAGUGUUGGUUGUGUUUUAUUGUUUGGGUUGAAGUCAUCAUAAGCUGAAGUCACAUGAACAUUUCAGGGAAAGAAAAAGAGCAAAUGAACCGUAAUCAUGUUUUUUUUUCACACACUGUGCUUUGCUUCAUUCUGUCUGUGCGGCUCCUGGAUCUACAUUGUAUCCUGUUCAGGUAUUUUUGUACAAAUAAGGGACUGAUAUAUUCUCUGUUUAUUGGAAAUUAGAAUAAAAGACAACAUUGCUAUAAACCAAA